Molecule: messenger RNA, 5853 nt
Organism: Triplophysa dalaica
Lineage: Eukaryota; Metazoa; Chordata; Actinopteri; Cypriniformes; Nemacheilidae
Gene: atp10d
Product: ATPase phospholipid transporting 10D
Biological process (GO): phospholipid translocation
Cellular component (GO): plasma membrane
Molecular function (GO): ATP binding; ATPase-coupled intramembrane lipid carrier activity; magnesium ion binding
Source: RefSeq, a predicted model, not a curated record
UCAUUAAAAACUAUACAUGAGUUUGUUUAUGAUGCCUAGGAGUGUUUCCUGGAUGAGGAGCGGCCAGUCCACAUGCUGUAAAUUAUUUCACGUUUCUUAGACACACUUUACUGUUGAAGCAGGUUUUGGAUAGAAACACUUCUCAGGUGUCUGAUCUGGCAAGUCAAGUCUUGAAAAGGAACGGAGGGAGGACAGUGAUUGAGCAUUUUACCUAGGAAUGGUAGGACCUGUCGGAUAUGCUGGCGGUAGAGAAACAACCUGAUUUGGCUGGAAUAUUCUUACACGCUGUUUUGCCGGAGCUGAAUGAUCUGUAUUCAGUCCAGUCAUGACUCCGGUGUCGGACCCAGAUCAAGGUGGCACUUUCAAAGAUCAGCCAAAAAAGAGAAGGGUUGUCAUCCCAUGUUGGACCGAAUAUGAAGAGGCGAUGGAAUUGCAGAAGUCGUACAGCAAAAACAAGGUCAGAACGACCAAAUACACAUUUCUGUCUUUCAUUCCCAAGAAUCUUUUCGAGCAGCUCCAUCGGUUCGCCAACGUAUACUUCUUAUUCUUGGGCGCGUUGAACUUUGUGCCUGUCGUGAAUGCCUUCCAGCCAGAGAUCUCCAUCAUUCCUAUUAUUUUAGUGAUGUGUGUAACUGCUGUCAAAGACCUUUGGGAGGAUCAUCGACGGAGGAGAUCGGACCAAAAGGUCAAUAACCGCUUGUGUGAUGUGUAUGACAGGAAGCAGAAGCAUUAUGUGGAGCGGAGCUGGGCAGAGGUGUGCGUUGGUGACCUGGUCCGUCUCUGCUGUAAUGAAAUCAUACCAGCUGACAUGGUGCUGCUACACUCGUCUGAUCCUAACGGUGUGUGUCACAUCGAGACUGCCAAUCUGGAUGGGGAAACAAACCUGAAACAGAGACAGGUGGUCCGUGACCUGCCACAACAGGGAUCCGAAUUCAUUCCAGAAAGCUUCAGCAGUCGCAUCGAGUGUGAAAAUCCCAAUAAUGAUUUGAGACGCUUCAGGGGCUUUAUGGAACAUCCUGGUAAGAUACGCGUUGGACUGCACAGUGAAAAUCUGCUGCUGAGGAGCUGUACAGUGAGAAACACAGAGACUGUCAUUGGCAUCGUGGUCUAUGCAGGUCAUGAGACAAAAGCGAUGCAGAAUAACAGUGGACCGCGCUACAAACGAAGCAAACUGGAGCGGAGGCUUAAUGUAGAUGUGCUGUGGAGUGUGGCUUUACUUCUGCUUAUGUGCUUUGUUGCUGCUGUAGGUAAUGGUCUUUGGUUGAAUGGACUAAAGGAUCCCAUCUUCAUGAUCCCUGAUAACACGCCCUCUGCACUCGCUGCCUUUUACACGUUCUGGACAAUGAUUAUUGUUCUGCAGGUGCUGAUUCCCAUCUCACUCUACGUGUCUAUAGAGAUUGUGAAGCUGGGACAGAUUUAUUUUAUUCAAAAUGAUAUAGAUCUGUAUAACCCGAGAUUUGACACAGGAGUCCAGUGCAGAGCAUUGAACAUCACAGAAGAUCUUGGUCAGAUUCAGUAUCUUUUCUCCGACAAGACAGGAACCCUCACAGAAAACCGCAUGCUGUUCCGUCGCUGUACUGUGGCAGGAACAGAGUACCCUCACUGCGAGAACGCUAUUUCUCUGGAGCAAUUUGAGGAGCAGGGGUGUGGUGAUGUAGAUCGCUCUCACACGCUGAGAUCGCGCUCCAGCAAGAAGUCCCUGAGCUGUAAAUCUCUCAGCUGCAAUCAAAGUUCGGUCUCUCUCAAAACCCUCACUGCAGAGUCUGACACAGACUCUGUCGUCGACACGCUCCGCAGACGCACACUCGGAGCCUUUAGCGGCACCAUGGAGUGUGCAGUUGUUCCAGACCCUCAGCUGAAGGGGAAGCUGGAUACCUUGUGUUCACCCAUGCAUCCGUCUGUCCACCAUGAAGCUGCUGAAAUCUCUCACAUUCUGGACUUCUUUCUGGCGCUGGCCGUCUGUAACACUGUGGUGGUUUCCUCGGCCACCCAGCCGAGACAUGUGGUUCAGAUGCCUGUGGUUCGCACUCACCUACGCUCUCUAGAGGACAUGAAGCUUCUGUUGCAGAAGUUGAGUCUACCUCGCUUUCCCAACUCACCAAAUCAAAACACAGACAGCCCUAGCAGCCUGACCAAAAAACUCUUCACCCGUGGUCGAUCGGCAAUGUACUCCCCCAACAGCACUUCACAAACGCCCUGCACAACCGGACCCUUAUCCAACACACCCACUUGCACCCCAUCAGAUACUCCCUCCACCGCCUCUACUCCAGUCUUGUUGCGCAGUGGCGCUUGUGGUGAUAUGAAGGAUGCGGAGCAAGCCAAAGUUAAUGAUGAGACUGACAGCGAUGAUGAUGAUGAGGGGGAGGAAGAUGAUUUGCUAUAUGAGGCAGAGAGCCCGGAUGAGGCAGCGUUGGUACAAGCAGCAAAGGCUUAUGGGUGCACUCUUCUGGGCCGGUCUCCAGAGCAGGUCUUGGUGGCUGUUCCAGGUGCAGGACCGCUCUCCAUCCCACUGCUGCACGUGCUACCGUUUCAUUCUGCCCGCAAGAGGAUGUCUGUGGUUGUCCGUCAUCCAUUCACAGGAAAUGUGAUGGUGUACACUAAAGGAGCAGAUAAUGUCAUUAUGGAGAUGGCUGAAGGAGCUAAAGAUGGUUUCUCUAGAGAGGUUAUGGAACGGACGCAGAGACAUCUGGACCAAUACGCAAGAGAGGGACUUCGCACUCUCUGUGUUGCUAAAAAAGUGUUAGAAGAGCAGGAAUACAAAGCCUGGUUGAAGAGACACGAGUAUGCAGAGACCAGUAUUGAAAACAGAGAAGAGCUUCUGCUUGAGUCUGCCGAGAGACUAGAAACUAAUCUCACAUUGUUGGGGGCGACAGGAAUAGUAGACCGUCUUCAAGAGGAGGUGCCCGAGACCAUUGAGGCCCUGCAAGAGGCUGGAAUUAAAGUGUGGGUCCUUACAGGAGACAAACAAGAGACGGCUAUUAAUAUUGCCAAUGCUUGUAAACUCCUCAGACCGACAGACCAGCUCCUGACAGCCAACUGUGACAGUAAGGAGGCAUGUAAGGCUCGACUUUACGAGCUACAGUGUGAGAUCAAGCACUUCACCAAAGGAGGAACGUCUAGUCAUGACAUGUCUGAGGAUGAUAGAAGCACCUCUGACUUUGUGAUGGUCAUUGAUGGCCGCACGCUGGAGUUUGCUCUGCAAAAUGAACUACAGGAGGCUUUCCUGGAGCUCACAUGCUGCUGUCGAUCUGUCAUAUGCUGCAGAUCCACCCCCCUGCAGAAGAGCCAAGUGGUACGGCUGGUCCGAGACCAACUCAAAGUCAUGACCCUGGCUAUAGGUGAUGGAGCUAAUGACGUUAGUAUGAUUCAGAUGGCAGACGUUGGCAUUGGCAUCUCGGGCCAGGAGGGCAUGCAGGCGGUGAUGUCCAGUGACUUUGCCAUCUCAAGAUUUAAGUACCUAAGAAAGCUGAUUUUGGUUCACGGUCAUUGGUGCUAUUCACGCUUGGCUAACAUGAUCCUCUAUUUCUUCUACAAGAAUGUGAUGUACGUCAACCUGUUGUUCUGGUACCAGUUUUUCUGUGGGUUCUCCGGCAGCACCAUGACCAAUUCAUGGGUUCUCAUCUUCUUUAACCUGCUCUUCACCUCCGUCCCUCCACUCGUCUACGGGGUGUUGGACAAAGACGUCUCCGCAGAGACGCUCCUCGACCUGCCUGAUCUGUACAAAUCUGGACAGAAGUCUCAGGCCUAUCUUCCCUCAACAUUCUGGCUGACCAUGCUUGAUGCGUUUUACCAGAGCCUAGUGUGCUUCUUCAUACCUUACUUCGCGUAUGCCGGAAGUGAUAUUGGAGUACUCUCCUUUGGUUCUCCAAUCAAUGGCUCCGCCCUCCUCAUUAUCCUCCUGCAUCAGGUCAUAGAGAGCCGCACACUGACAUGGCUACAUGGUGCAUUGCUGCUCUUCAGUGCCCUGUUCUAUUAUGUCUUCGUAUUAGUGUUCAGCGUUACAUGUGUGACAUGCAAUUCUCCAACAAACCCUUUCGGCAUCGAGACUAAAAUGAUGUCAGAGGCACCCUACUAUUUUGUGUGUGCACUUACCACAGUCCUGGCACUGCUGCCUAGGAUUCUGCUCCGUGUCAUUUUUAACAGCACCUGUCCUUAUGACCUGGUAAAAGCACAGAAAAUAGAGAGACUCCCUCCAAUGGAAUACUGCUCUAGCGUAAAGCAGUGGAAGGAGAGCAGGGCCGCUGGGAAACGGUCCACAAGAAACAUCCCUGUAAACCUCAGUGUGAAUGCCGAAGUGCCUAGUUUAACAGAUUGUAUCACAGAAGAAGGCGCUGUCGUCUCGUGAACAAUUACAGAGUGGCCACCUUUAACUAUAUAAACAGUCAUUAGUAAAACUAAUGACUGUAUAUUCCUGCACUUUAAUGACCGGCAGGAACUCUGACCAAUCAGAUCACAGAUCUGGAUUUUCUCUGCCCAAUGAGAGUGUUUUUACAGUGACGUGCCUGGACUCUGUCUGUGCGGGAGGUAGCGCCGAUACAUGAAUUGCAGUGCAAAUUCGUUCUUUUCGUGGAUGAUGGAAUAGACUUCCAGUUGAUCUGAGUGGUCCAGCACUGUCUCCCUGCUGCAAGAGACGCAGAGAGUUGUUUACACUUCACAUGUCUCAGGCUGUGCCUGUGGCUUUUUGAAUUACACAUGAACUCCAACACCUGAAGACAGAUCAGUGCACAUCAUGUGUUUGAAGAGAUCUGAGUAGUUGUGAGGAUGAAUCGUGAGUCAGGAUGCUGUUAGUCUAUGCCAAUAUAUUUUGGCUGUUUUGCAAUAUAGAAUACAGUUUUUGUUUUUUGAGACCGAGAUAUUCCGGCAGCUUUGUCAAGCAAUUGCCCGACCAUUAUUGUAGAAGUUGCAUGCUUUUUCUCUUUUAAGAGAAAACCGUAAUCUUGCACAAAUUUAUUUGGUGGUUAAGACAGUUUAUGAAUUGUCAUAGAUCAGGAAUGAUUAUAAGUUACUACAAUGCUUAUAGCAUUUAAUGAACAGAUAUCACCUGACUGACUUUUAAAGGAUAUUUCACCCAAAAAUAGUGUUAUCAUGUCUUCACGCUCAUGUCAUUCCAAACCUGAAUGGCCUUCUUCUGCAGAACGCAAAAGAAGAUAUUUUGAAGAAUUUUUGUAACCAAACAACACAGGACCUAAUUGACUUCCGUUAUAGAGACAUUUCUCACAAUAUGUUUUUGUCAUAAUAUACAGGUUUUGAAUGACGUGAGGGCAAAUAAAUGGCGAAAUGUUUUUUUUAUUUCAGUACUAUUUUGAGUAACUCCAGUUACCAGCUGGAAUAAAAAAGCACAUUUGCACAUCCUUUUGUGUUUUUGUUCAUCUGGUAACCUAUAUUCUUGUUUUAUUGAUCAUUGACAGCUUUGUUCUUAUUGUGAAAGCAUCUUGGUAUGUCAAAGUUAAUUUUCCCUGCUCAGGAAUGAAACAAAGCAAAAUGUUUGUGUAUAUUGUGUAAGGAAACAUGCAUUCCAGGUGGAUCACCAGUAUUUUAUUACUUUUUAUAUGUUAUUUUUAUUGCAGAAAUGAAUGCUUGAUUCGAAAAUGUGAAUGGAUAAACAAGAGCGAUGCAUACUUAACUUGUAUAGUAUUUAUAGUUUAUGAACAUGUUAUUUUACAUCUCUUGAUAGACAUCGAGAAAUUUAAAAUAAAACACUCAAACUUAUUCAUUGUGUAUAAAUACAAUUAAGUGCACAUAUGUAUUUCUAGUAAUGUGUGAAUUGGAGAAACAUUUUGUCGCAUUGGAUUGUCUACACUGUAAAAAACAACUAUGAAUAACUGUUAAUAAAUGAGAACAAUUUACUUUUAA